CUAUUUUUAUCUCCAACCAUAUUCAUCCACGAAAAUAUUUUAUUUAAUUACCGUUCAUUGAUUUGUUAAUAAAAAAAUUUUACAAGCUUCUGGCCGACUUUUUCAUUAUAUAUUCUUGUUAAUCGAAAUCUUUAAGGUUUAAUUUCAAUCUUGUUUUCGAUCUUUAAACUUCCAACGUAAUAUUAAAUAAUAAAUUUUAGAGCAGGAUGCUUAAAAUAUAACGAAUUCCUUACUUGUUGAUAUUCUUAAUGAUGUUAUGUUUUGUAUGAAAUUGUUUUCCAAAAUGUCCAAACUACCCAUUGUUUUUGCAUUAUUCAGCAGUAAAAUCAAUGAUAUUUUGGUCCUUUUGACCCCCUGCUGCUUAUGGUUGCUUUCUGUGAAGAUAUACAUUACCUACGUACACUAGGCUUGCAGUUUUGUUGGACAAAAAGAAAUGGAGUACAAGCAAUUCGGGACUUCUUCUUCUCCAAGAAUCAGACGGGUUCAAUCAAGUGACGCAAGAUUCCGGCCAUCAACAUCGGAGUUACCAAGGAAUCGUUUGGUUUCAGCCAUAUAGCUGAUCGUUUUAUUGAAUCAAAACCCUGGAAAACAAGUCAUUUUUUGUUGGUAAAGCAGGAGUCUUUCGCUUGUUGAAUCAAGGGGCUGAAACAAGAACAUAGAAGCGAUGGUGCUUAUCCCAUCAUUUCUCGAUGGAUUGGCAAGAACAGUUUCGAUCAAGAAAGGGAGGAAUGGUGGUCAGACGGAUGUUGGAAGAGAAGCAGCGGAAACCAUGGCCAAAGAUGCAAAGAAGAAUGAACUGAUGAGGAGUUCCUCUGGUACAGUCAAGUCCAUCAAGUCGAGCAAUUUUGCCUCCGUCUGCUCCAAGAGAGGACAGAAAGGAAUCAACCAGGAUUGCGCAGUGGUCUGGGAGGAAUUUGGAUGCCAAGAAGACAUGAUCUUCUGCGGUAUCUUCGAUGGGCAUGGACCUUGGGGCCAUGUUGUAGCCAAAAGGGUUAGGGAAUCAGUGCCUUCUUCUUUACUAUGCAACUGGCAGAAAAAUCUUGCCUUAACUUCACUUGGUCAGGAAUUGGACAUGGAAGUACUGAACAGAAGUAUUCAUCAGUUUGAUGUCUGGAAGCAAUCUUGCUUGCAAACUUAUGCUGACAUUGACCUUGAGCUUAAACAGCAUCCUGGGAUAGAUUCUUUCCGUAGUGGGACUACAGCCUUGACAAUCAUCAAACAGGGUGAACAUCUUGUUAUAGCAAAUGUUGGGGAUUCUCGGGCGGUCCUGGCAACCACCUCAGAUGAUGGCAAUUUGGUACCACUCCAGCUUACAGUUGACUUCAAGCCUAACAUCCCCGAGGAGGCUGAAAGGAUAACACAGUCGAAGGGUCUAGUCUUUUGUUUAAGAGAUGAACCUGGGGUGUACAGGGUCUGGAUGCCUAAUGGGAACACACCAGGGCUAGCUCUAUCAAGAGCCUUCGGUGACUACUGCGUCAAAGAGUUUGGGCUCAUUUCUGUGCCUGAUGUGACCCAAAGAAACAUAACAGGCAGAGACCAAUUUGUCAUUUUAGCAACAGAUGGGGUGUGGGAUGUUGUUUCCAACCAAGAAGCAGUGGAGAUUGUUUCUUCAGCAGAAGAUAGGGAAAAAUCAGCCAAAAAAUUGGUUCAAUGUGCCAUCCGAGCAUGGAAAUAUAAGAAAAGAGGCAUUGCCAUGGAUGAUAUGUCGGCUAUCUGCCUCUUCUUUCACCCCACGCUGUCUCGAGAGGUCAACCUCGUCAAGGCCUCCAAAAAAGCUGGAAUGAAGAAACUUGCCUAACUGCUUGUUGGCCAUUGCCUUUCUCUUUAGGUGAUUCUAUCUGUUAGCUCUAUUGUAAUAUAUUAUGUAUGGAUGUAAACCUGUUCGAAAGAGCUCAUAAGCUGCAUCUGCCUCAGCAGAUGCUUUCAAGUUUCAAAUA
Theobroma umbraticum is the source of this 1937-nucleotide messenger RNA. RefSeq names its product Protein phosphatase 2C family protein. Gene Ontology annotation, biological process: protein dephosphorylation. The record is from RefSeq and is a predicted model, not a curated record. Gene Ontology annotation, molecular function: protein serine/threonine phosphatase activity. Lineage: Eukaryota; Viridiplantae; Streptophyta; Magnoliopsida; Malvales; Malvaceae.